Mesorhabditis spiculigera is the source of this 1236-nucleotide messenger RNA. Lineage: Eukaryota; Metazoa; Nematoda; Chromadorea; Rhabditida; Rhabditidae. The record is from the annotation of a GenBank genome assembly.
AUGAGUAAUUUAAAAGGCAAAGACUUCUUGAUAGACAAAUUCGACCAAUAUGAGCGCGCCGGGACGUGGAGCAGUAUUUAUCAUCGCCUAAUGGUUGAAUCGAAUCGCCAGGAGAAAUCACUGAAGUUGUCCUGCAAAAGUGCAUUCUCGAUCCGGAAUGUUGAGAAGAAUCGAUACCGGGAUGUUGCACCAUGGGAUAAUUGUCGGAUUAUGCUGAAAGAAGUGGAUGAUGACGAAACCGAUUACAUCAACGCUUCGCCGGUUUCUGUUCCAGGGACUCAACGGCGUUACAUUCUUUCUCAGGGCCCACUUGAGGAAACCUGCAAUGACUUCUGGAAAAUGUGCUGGGAAAACAAGUGUCGCGGCAUCAUUAUGCUGAACAAAAUCGUUGAAAAAGGCCAUAUGAAGGAUGGUUGUCGUAUUCCUCCGGCCGGAUGUGCCGAAUAUUACCCGACCGUUGACGGGGAGAAUGAGAUCGAGUUCCACGCCUUCAAGGUGCAACUGAUCGAGGAGAAAGAGCAAGCCAACUACAUUGUUCGUAGAAUAAAGCUGACAAAGACAAAGACAGGUGAGACUCACGAGGUCGUCCACCUGCAGUACACCGAAUGGCCGGAUUUCGGUUGUCCGCAGAGUACCAAGCAUUUCCUUGAGUUCCUCCAAGAUUGUCGAGGCCGUGGAUUGAUGACAGAAAGCGUCGACGAUGCGCCACCAAUUGUCCACUGCUCUGCCGGAAUCGGGCGAACCGGGACGUUCAUCGUGUGUGAUUCUAUCCUGGACAUGUUGGAGCAUGGUCAUGAUGCCAACAUGGACCCGGAAGCGCUGAUUGUUGAGCUGAGAAAAAGCCGCAUGGGACUGAUUCAAACGCCGCAACAGCUCAGGUUUUGCUGGAUGGCAAUCGUCGAUUGGAUUCACAACCGAGAAAACCCCUCUGGAACUGAAUCCGACACAGCGUCUGAUGAAGAUGAAGAACGGGCUGAGGAUCGACCCGGACUAGCCGGAACAGGCGACUCUCCAGACCAUGAGCGGAAGCGAAUCCAUGAGACUGAAGCAGAAUUGGAUGAUCGCCUAGCCAAAAGACGCGCUAUGGUCGCCCGGAUGGUAGCAAAGCAACGGAGUAAUGAGGAGAAACGAUCUAGAUAUGGUGGCUGGCUACUCGGGGUUCCUCCGCUCUAUCUUGCCGCUGCCGGCGCUGUUGCUGCAUCCUCACUUUUCCUGUAUUUCUAUACUAAGGGGCGU